Sus scrofa (pig) is the source of this 2049-nucleotide messenger RNA. RefSeq names its product ciliary microtubule associated protein 2 (gene CIMAP2). The record is from RefSeq and is a predicted model, not a curated record. NCBI's taxonomy places the organism in Eukaryota, Metazoa, Chordata, Mammalia, Artiodactyla, Suidae.
CCCCCAGCAGAGGGUUAGGGGACCAGGCAGGGCUGGCAUCUAGGGAGAGGGAACCUGGAAGGACAGAGACCCUGAGGUGGGCGCAGCCCUGUCCAUCCUUCCCUGGCCAGCCCCGCAACCUCGCCUGCCAUGGAAGCCAGCUCCCCACCCCCAGCGCUGCCCUCUCACCAGGUGUCUGUCCCUCCCAGGUUGGACAUCUCUGCUGUUUCCCCCAGUCAGAAGUUCAGCACCUUCACAGGGGCCCCGGACGCCAGGGUUUAUUCCCUGGACAUGUCCCACAUAGGACCUGGGACUUAUGGCUCCAAGGAGACCUGCUUCAGCAAGAAGAAGCUGAAGAGGGAGGUGGGCACAGGCUGGGCCAGGGCCCAGGAAGCCACCCGGCUGACCCAGCUGCCCCACUUCCAGUACCAGGCCAUCAUGAGAGAGAAGCGGCUGCAGAAGGAAAAGCUGGGGCCUGGCUCCUACAACUUGAAAGACUUCUUAGAACAGCUGCAGGAGAAGCCCGGCAGCACUCGGGGGCUACUCAGCUCCGGGGAGGUUCGCUUCCGAGGCCUCACUGGGAACUACUAUCCGGGCCCUGGAAAUUACGGGGAGAAGGGGAACCCAUACACGAAGCUGGAGGAGAGUGCCUGGAACCGGUCUCAUUCCGAGGGCCUCAUGUGCAGAAUGACCAACAAGCCACCCCCCUUGACUCCCCAGGGAAGUGGUCUGGCCCCAGGCACCUACACCCUCAAAAGUGGCAUCGAGGCAUACGUGGCACGAUCCAUGGGCACCCGCGGCCCCUAUGACAUUUUCUCUGGUGACCGAAGCAAGCCCCAGCCUUAUGGACAUUACUCGGUGCAGAAAAAAAGGCCCAGGGAACUGAUGAAUUUUAAGAGCUUCGUGGAAGAACUUAACUCACGUCACAAUAAGAAGCGCGGAGUUUUUUCAAAAGUUUCCCGCAACCCGGAAACCCCUCCAGAAAGAAUUUAUUGGGCCACCCUUAGCCAGUGCCCCCGAAAACUAGCCACGUCUGGUCCCGGUAUGUGGCUUCCUCCAGAGAAGGAAUGCAAACACGUCAACCGGCCUCCUUUCCUGCUGUCCUCCAAGCGGAUAGGCAUCAAGGCCUACCAGAUGAUUCUGGGGAGCUGGAACCCUGUAGGGGUGGGGCGCUACCUCAACACCCAGGCGAUGGAGACAAAGGACCAUCGGCAGCGGUACCGGUCCCUGUACUUGGGCAGAUCCAAGCGCUACCCCUCGGACCCGGCCCAGGACAGGCUCAUGCAGGAAAGAAUCACACCUUUUACUAAGGGGAAGUGCCCUCCAACGGUGGAUCACAAUUCAGAUCCUAUUCCUUAAGGCCACAUUGAAGGACAGCCUGCAGUGACCAGAGGACCCAAAGGCCUGAAGACAAAUCUGGGGAUGGGAGGGUAGGAGUGGGAAUGGCAGUGGGGGUGGGGUGGGGUCUUAGAGAAAGGACACAUGGGAAUGCCUGGGAGAAGAGAGAGGGGUGGGGGGACCCCUUUGCUGGAGACAUCUUCUGGGAGGUCACAAUGUCUGCUGGGACAGCUGGGGCCAGAUAUCCUUUGAUACGAGAGACCAAUUAUCCUGAGAAUUCAAAUCGGCCAGUGACAUGAACAUGGGAGCAGAUGGACUAAAGGGGUAGAAUGUGGUUGACACUCUUGGAACCCCUUCAAUUCUAAAGCCAAACUACUUGAGUCCCUGUUCAUUAAAAUCCAAAGAGAAUUGGGAGAGUGCAGCGUAUGUCAUCCGGCAGCUAUUCACCCUCUCCAGGAAUGCUCCAUCUCCAUCCCAGGAUGUUUCUGGAAGCCUGGCAGGUCCAGAUGCUAUGAGGAGGCUGCUGACCUCCAGGCGAUGUGCAGCCAUUGGGAAUAUCCAGUUCCACCCCGCAAGGCAGGCCUCGUGGCAUGCCAGUCUAGCCUAGAGGUGAGUCUGGGGGUUGAUCACAAUGUCUUGAGCUUCCAUCAUUCACUUUUUUUUUUAGGUCUUUGUUUUUUCUAUUAUAGUUGAUUUAUAUUGUUCCCUCAAUUUCUGCUGUACAGCAAAGUA